Molecule: messenger RNA, 1609 nt
Organism: Coregonus clupeaformis (lake whitefish)
Lineage: Eukaryota; Metazoa; Chordata; Actinopteri; Salmoniformes; Salmonidae
Gene: pi15b
Product: peptidase inhibitor 15b
Exons: 6
Coding region: 373-1122 (249 amino acids)
Cellular component (GO): extracellular region
Source: RefSeq, a predicted model, not a curated record
CAUGGCAUUGUGAUGCUGACAACCAACUGAGUGAAGUCAUAAAGAAGACACCUUGCUAUUAUAGUGUUAUAAAGGAUAUAAUACUAACUUGACCUAAAUGUAAUGCAAUUUCAUUUCCAAUAAAUAAGCAUGUAAUAAACAAUGUUGCAAGUAGCAUACAAAUGAUACAAUGUUGACAUUAACAUCUCAGACACUGUUUACCAUAUGCUCCUUGAGCAAUGGCAGAUUAUAAAAACUGUGGCCAAGGCAGAGGCAUGUCUCAGUAGAGUGAGAGAGGGACUGAACAGAGUACACAGAGAAGGGAAUUGUAAAACUUUGAACAGGCUCAUCUGAGACUUUCUGAGCUGCGGUGUGUGACUAAACUGGAGAAGAAUGAAAGGCAUGUGCUAUUUUACCAAUGUGGUCCUGUUCUGCAUAGCCAGUGGAGCAAGUGGAUGGGUCAUCCAUAACUCGACAGAUUCCACUUCAAUAGCCAAUUUCACCGACAUGAACUCUGUGCUCACCCUCAAGGCUAGACGGAAACGCUGGAUUUCACAAAGCGACAUGCUUGCCAUCCUUGACUAUCACAAUAAAGUCCGUGCAAAUGUCUUUCCACCUGCUGCAAAUAUGGAGUAUAUGGUGUGGGAUGAAGGCCUUGCCAGAUCUGCUGAAGCCUGGGCAGCCACAUGUCUCUGGGAACAUGGACCACCAUUUCUACUGAGAUACCUGGGACAGAACCUGUCGGUCAGAACAGGGGGAUAUCGCUCCAUUCUGCAGCUGAUCAAACCUUGGUAUGAUGAAGUCAGUGAUUAUAUGUUUCCAUACCCUCGUGACUGCAAUCCCAGGUGUCCUAUGAGGUGCUCUGCACCGAUGUGUACACAUUACACACAGAUGGUGUGGGCUACAACAAACAGAGUUGGGUGUGCAGUUCAAACUUGUUAUAACAUGGUUGUCUGGGGAGCCAUGUGGAGACAAGCAACAUACCUGGUCUGCAAUUAUUCCCCAAAGGGGAACUGGGUAGGAGAACCGCCCUACAGAGUUGGCAUCCCAUGUUCAGCAUGCCCACCAAGCUACGGAGGCUCCUGUAGUAACAACCAAUGUUUCCCUGCAAUAAUGUCCAACUACAUGUACUGGUUCAAGUAAACCAUUUUGACAUCUGUUUAAAUAAUGAACUGUCAGAUAUCAUAAUUUCACAUGGCUUCAAAUGUCAAAUGUAUUUUCCCAAGUACUUUACAUGUACAAUGUACCUUUUUAUACAAUUACACAUUUAGAAUUAUAAGCUACAUUUGAUUUGGUUUUGAGAUGUAAAUGAGUAUCAUACAUUGUUAUGUUGUAGCGUACAACUUAUUGUUGUCUUACCAUCAUAUUGAUGGUCAAAUGUAUUGAUCAGCAAUCAUGUUGUUUUUGUUGGUGACUUUUGAUUGACUAUUUGGUACAGAGGUCAAACCUACAGUAGCAAAUGUCAGUAGCAUUUUCAACAUUGAUAAAUAUAGUUUUAUUAAAGAUUUACUGUAUUUUUGUACUUCUAAAGUGUUUUCCAGAACAUGAAUUACAUGUUGUUGUUUUUAUUUACAUGAUGCUUCAUAUUUUUACACCAUUGAAUUUCACUUAUAUUUGUGUUCAUGUAAUU